Messenger RNA from Colletotrichum destructivum, 1205 nucleotides. Its product is annotated as Putative ORMDL family protein. The transcript is spliced from 3 exons. Gene Ontology annotation, biological process: ceramide metabolic process; sphingolipid biosynthetic process; intracellular sphingolipid homeostasis. Bases 185 to 724 code for a protein of 179 amino acids. The record is from RefSeq and is a predicted model, not a curated record. Lineage: Eukaryota; Fungi; Ascomycota; Sordariomycetes; Glomerellales; Glomerellaceae. Gene Ontology annotation, cellular component: endoplasmic reticulum membrane.
GACGCCGACGACGAUCCCGUGAGCCCGCAAAAUCUUCCCCCCUCCGUUCCACCCACAAAACUCGCACACCCCCAACGUUCCCUUCAACACCGCCAAACUGUCUUCUCCAAUCCUCCUCUCUCGCACCGUCUCGUACGACGCGGCCACCAAUCCUCCGCGAAGUGGCAGCGGAUCGUACAGAGCUAUGGCGGAACCCGGUGCCCGCAGAAGGAGAUCUAGCAGCAUCCUCCAAGUUCAUUACGAGCCGCAGGAGACUCUCGAGCAGAUAAGUGACCAGGCCGUCGUGCCCAACCUCAAUGCGAACUGGGUCAAUGCCAAAGGCGCCUGGACAAUUCAUUUCGUCCUUAUCUUGUGCCUAAAGAUAUUCUACGAUGUCAUGCCCGGCGUGUCGCAGGAGACAUCCUGGACUCUGACGAAUAUCUCGUACAUGUUUGGCUCCUACAUCAUGUUCCACUACGUCCGCGGCGUGCCUUUCGAGUUCAACGGCGGCGCGUUUGAUAAUCUAAACAUGUGGGAGCAGAUCGACGAUGGUGCGCAGUACACCCCGGCCAAGAAAUUCUUGCUCAGCGUCCCAAUCGUUCUGUUCCUACUCAGCACACAUUACACCCACUACGACCUGGCCUACUUCAUCAUCAACUUCCUGGCCGUGCUGGCAGUCGUCAUCCCUAAGCUGCCUUUUAGUCAUCGAAUGCGAUUCGGCCUUUUCUCUGAUUCCGACUAUUGAGCUGCAUGGCAAUAAGGCGUUAAGGUCUAGUUUGUGGAUUUGUCGACAUUAAAAAAGAAUGGAGUCGAAAGAAGGCAUACAUAGCGAGCAUGGUCCGACAUGGAAGACACAAGGUUGAGCGUUGCAGGUUACGCAUAUGCGAAGGGAGCUUUGAAGCAACGGGCAUGAGCCACUUCGACUGCGUCGAGAGAUCCGAGAAGGUGCCCGAAUCACCAUCCGUCUCCCGUCUUGGUUCAAGAUAAUGAGACGCGGCUCGCCGGAGCCCCAAGAACUUCCAGCGUCAAAUAUCCUUGACCAACGGUGUACUGGCGUUGCAAGGUCACGUCAUCGAAUCCGAAAAGCGAGCGGCGGGCAGCGAACGGUGGAAGAGGUCGGAUAGAUGUCCUGCCACGAUAUGUACCCAAGCGUUUUCAUCAAUUUUUCAAGCACAAACCCAAAAGACCUGUCUGCCCCUUCCCGGUGAGCGUCGACAUUGAUUUUC